CUUUCCAGAUGGAGAUCAAAUCAGGAUCACAAAAGGGGCAAGAGGCACUAAGGAAAAAGCAUGUGCAGAGCUCAAGCCGAGAGGAUGGUGAUCUACGGAGGCCAUCUGAAUCUCUGCUACACCAUGACCCUGCAAACCGGAAAGAUGCCAGUGGCUUACCUCUUCACCGUGAUGGCAGCGUAAGCUCCAAUGAUAGCCCUAAAAAGGCCACACGGCAGAAUGUAGGGUCUGAUCACAGAAUUGAACACUUGGCCUUAGCCAAAAAUCACCAAGCAAGGGUUGGAGGCAAAGGCAGUGGAAUAUCUUCUCCCUUGUGGCCAAGAAAGAGUUCAACAGAAGGUAGCAACAACUUAGCUCCCUUAAAUCCUGGAAGAUCCCAGAUGAGAUCAGUUACUCGAGGAAAUGACACUCCCAAUCACAGUGCUGCGGUUCCAAAAUUUGGUGAUUGGGAUGAGUCCAAUCCCGCAUCAGCAGAUGGAUUCACUCACGCCUUCGACAAAGUGAGAAAAGAGAAGCUGAAUGGAAAUGGAAUGGAACCAGUUGCCGCAACCCAAAACUCUUCCUCCAGAGUUCGGAAGCGGCAUGACAACAAGACACCCAAGAGGUGUUGGUGCUUUCCAUGGAGCAAGUGAGAUGUGUUUCUCUUUCCUGGAUGAACAUAGUGCAUAGGAAAUAUAUACAUAAAUCAACAGGACCUGAGUCAUGUAUAUUUUUACAUAAUGUUUGAAAGGAAUAAUUUAUUUUAUUAAGUCUUCCUGUAUAUAAUUUAGUUGC
This is a messenger RNA of Pistacia vera, 774 nucleotides long. RefSeq names its product RPM1-interacting protein 4-like. Lineage: Eukaryota; Viridiplantae; Streptophyta; Magnoliopsida; Sapindales; Anacardiaceae. The record is from RefSeq and is a predicted model, not a curated record. The coding region runs from base 9 to 632 and encodes 207 amino acids. The transcript has 3 exons.